Messenger RNA from Durotheca rogersii, 1478 nucleotides. Its product is annotated as autophagy-related protein 17. Gene Ontology annotation, biological process: autophagosome assembly; piecemeal microautophagy of the nucleus; autophagy of peroxisome. The transcript has a single exon. Gene Ontology annotation, cellular component: phagophore assembly site; Atg1/ULK1 kinase complex. The record is from RefSeq and is a predicted model, not a curated record. The coding region runs from base 114 to 1076 and encodes 320 amino acids. NCBI's taxonomy places the organism in Eukaryota, Fungi, Ascomycota, Sordariomycetes, Xylariales, Xylariaceae. Gene Ontology annotation, molecular function: protein kinase activator activity; molecular adaptor activity.
GUUUACGAUACGCGCAGUGCAGAUUUGCUACGUGCCGCUAUUGACAGCUUUUUUCUCCGCCGUAGAACACUCAGACGUCCUUCCGUCGAGACCUACAACGCUUCGAUGAUGAAAUGAGCUCGCUGAAUGAAGCCAUGUCUGCCACCCCCUCUGCUCCCUCCCCCUCUGCUUCGUCUGCGGAAAGGUCCUUGUCCGAGCUCCUCGCCGAUAUGAACGAAAACUCUCACGCGAUGGCCGAUCUCCUCUCGUCCCUAACUAAACAUUUUGAUAUGUGCGUGACGGCCGUGAGGAUAACAGAGGGUGGAGUGGCCUUAGCUAGGAUCAAGGCUGCCGAAGUCACAAACUCUCAGAUUGGUGGAGACGUGUCGAUAUCGGGAGUGAUAGCGGAACAAGAACUACGUGUACCGGAUUACGACCCCGUGGAUCCCGAGGCUCGCGCACAGAUGAUCGAAAUCGUUGUCGAGGACGCGUCCGAGGUCGAAGACGUAGUACGAGAAUUGAACUUACGUCUGCAGACCAUGGAGGCGGCUUUCUCGAGCAUGGAUGAGCAGACGAAGAGGAUCCAUAUAGGAUACUUUUCGACCCUCAACGCAUUUAAAGUGCUGGAAGACAUCGGAUCCCGACUACACAGCUAUAUAUCCGCCGAGACCGAGUUUCGCGACCGGUGGAGCGAGGAACACCAGGCAAUACAUAACAAACUGAAGGAGAUGGAGAACUUGAGGGCUUUCUACGAAAGCUACGCCAGCUCAUACGACGGAUUGAUACUUGAAGUUGAAAGACGAAGGGCAUUGGAGGAUAAGGUGUUGGGCAUCUGGAAGAAGGCGAAAGAAGGCGUCGACAAGAUUAUCGAGACCGAUCGCAAGGAGCGGGAAAUAUUCCGACAAGAAGUCGCAGAAUACAUCCCUACCGAUCUCUGGCCCGGUAUGGACGACGGUAUGCUGAGAUGGGAGAUCGUGCCGGUCCGUGACGAUAGGGUGCGGCAAGUAGAGGCAACUCGCAGCAUUCCAAAUCUGGGGGGAAGCGUCGUCGAAGCCGGCCCCUCGAGAUCAGGCGGCACGUCGAGACAACAAUACUAAUCACAGAUACGGGUGGCUUCUGUGUUUUUUCUAGGAAAGGGGGGGAUUUAAGGGGAACCUCCCCCUCCCCCCCCAAAACGGGACUCAGGUGCGCAGGGCGGGUUGGUCUCAUGGACAAGGCAUUUCGUAGCGCACGUCUUGCAGGAUUUACUAAUCUCUUCAGGUAUAUCGAUUCACAGCCGGUAGAUGUCAGGUUUAAAGACUACCUGGUUUGUUUGGGCCCUGAUUUCUUUCUAUAUUUGUGCUCUUUUGAUCUCAUGAAUCCGUUAUAUUCCGACCCUCUAUCUCUUGCCGGUUUCCACCAGUCUAGGCCGGGGUGUGCGUGUUGUCCGGAUUGAAUAUGAAGUGUGUCACCACCGAUUAGCAUGACUGGUUCAUCGCCAGUCAUCUAAUCGUACCUCG